CUCACAGUAGGAAUAGAUUUCAGUAGCUAACGGUGAUUAAAACAAGGUAAUCAGCCUCAGAUUCCGGUUAUCUGACGUUCUUCAGACCCUGGACUCAGAAAUCCCCGCUGUUAUGGACUGUUAGAAAACCACGCCGUGUAUGCUAUGGGCUGAGGACGAAGUGUAAGCAAGAUUGCAAACCGUGUAUUUAGCGGGCCGACACAAACGGCUUCUGACUGCUGGUCUCCCUAGGGUUUCGGUAUUAGCCCACUUCGGAACAACAUUUACGGACAAGUGAUCGUGCUUUCAUCUGUUGACAGCCUGACAUGGGCCGCCUAGGGUUGUGGGUCGCACUGCUCAACCAGGUGGUACUGAUGGUCAUGGUCAACCCUGCUUUGGCAAACUGGAUGUAUCUAGGAAUGUUGGGAGCGUCGGUGCCCUCCGAUGGACCCAAGAAUUACGACAGUCCAAGGUCUGACCAACCAGCUCACCCAGGUUCAUCUAUCUGUUCCAGCGUUCCUGGGCUGGUGACCAAACAGAAGGAUGUAUGCGAGGAACAACCUUCUUCCAUGAACGCCGUCAUCGUCGGAAUUCGGCGUGGCAUUUUGGAGUGUCAACAGCAGUUUCAAAACGAACGUUGGAAUUGUACCCCUGAAGGAGAUGAGAACGUUUUUGGAUACACAUUAAACAGAGCUGUUGGAAUGGUUAUAGUAAGGAAAAAAAUAAAUACAAGGUCAACUUUCACGAUCGUGUUACUAAAGACACGGAACAAGUUAGUUGCCAUGAAAAUUACCAUGAGAGGAAAAGCAUCUAAUGGACCAUCAUCGCACAACUGUCAGCCAGUUCACGCACCUGAUGGUGGUAAUUCGCAUCAGAAAGAGAAAUAUUUACCAUCUCAGGCAAUAACGCGCCACAUGCAGAGGAAAUGUCGGUGUCACGGAGUUUCGGGAUCAUGCGAGUUAAAGACUUGUUGGAGAAAGUUGCCAUCUUUCGUUGAGGUUGGUAACCGCCUGAAAAAGAAAUACGAGGACUCUGUUCUGAUAUCCAUGAAAGCAAGAAAAAGACUUCGACGACGAGGAAAGAGAAAGGUGCCCGUGAGAAAAGAUGACUUGGUGUACAUCAAUAAGUCUCCAAACUACUGUGUAGAAGAUCCAGCCAACGGUAUUUUUGGUACGAGCGGCAGGCUUUGCAACAAAACUUCUGCUGGCCCAGAUGGCUGCAACUUGCUUUGCUGUGGACGAGGAUACAACACCCAGGUAAUCACGCACGUGGAACGAUGUCACUGCAAGUUCCAUUGGUGUUGCUACGUCACAUGUCGCAACUGCACAACUGAAAUGGAAAUUUAUACUUGUAAAUGAAAACUGAACUGAAUGUCUGCAAUUGUGACAAGCAGUUUAUUAAAGGUUUCUUUAAAUCAGCAGACCACUGCACCUCAGGCUGGAAUACGGGUUAGUUAGCACAUCCAAUCGUUCGGACUAAUACAAAGAAACUAGCAAUAAACCAAACCACCUUCCAAUUUUCGUUAUGCUUCAUGGGGUAGACUCCUGUAACAUUUUUUGCGGCAUAUCCCCAGGAAAAAGAGCAGUAAGAAUUGAACUUAAUAUAUUGAAGCUUAAGACACAGCUGCGGUAUAUUUAGUAUACACAGUGUUAAUGCUUUCAAAAUCAAAUCCGAAAAAGAUUUGUUUUACCCUGUAAUAUUACAUUCUGCUUUAAAAACAACUGUGAUACAUACGGAAGAAUAUAAGGGCCAGACUUUUCGAAUGCAUGACAAAACCGGGCUUACAAAAGCAUUUCGAUCAUUCAUAUUAUUGUUUUAUUUCUUUUCAUCAUAACCCUAUGAACACUGAAGAAAGGUUUUCUCUACACAAACAAGAUGUGAGCGAAAAUUUCCAAAGAAACAUAAGUAUAUGUUUGGUGAUCAUGUAUAAUAUGUAAAGACUUGGGGAGAAUGAACUAAAUGUUUUGUUAUUAUAGGUCAGUUUUCUGUACAAAACUUUAAAUUUAGCCACUGAUUUAACUUGGAUAAGCUAUAGUGUUUUUUUAUUGUUUUUUUUUAGAAACCAAAGAAAAUGUUAUGUGAAAGCCUUGCAGCAUUUUUUUUUCUUCCAGAAACAUAAAAAAAAGAUAUUCAAACAUUACUAUUGGUAUAUCUUUUUCUAAAUAAUCUUAAGAUUCUGGCAAAUCAAUUUUCACUCAAAAGAUCCAAAUUAGGUCGUUAUUCAUUCUGACAGCGUAUGACUAUGAAUGAUACAAAGUAUAACUUAACAACUAGCUGAUAUCUAAAUAGACCUAAAUGAACGGUUAGCUGACGAAUAACUAGAAACAACUAAAUUAUUAUAAUAUUAUGACACUAAGAACAGUACAUAUUUUGCUAUAACUCUGAUUGGAAAAGCUUUUGUUUUUUUAUGGGAGGUUUUCAGUAUUUCAAACUUGAGAGAGAGUGAAAUUUAUGGUUCAUAACUACUGUUUACUGGUGUGAAAUAAAGAGCAACUCUGUAAGGCAGACUGUGUAAGUAAAGUGAGUGAUAUAAAAGCUGGACAUAUUACAAUAAAUCUUAUAUCUUUAAGACAUCUGUCUCUUUCUAAAUCGGUAAAUUUACUUAUCGUUUUUCUAGGGUAUUUAUUUAACAUUAUUUUAUACAAUUGCAGCCUACAGGAGGCGUUUUUUCAAGGAAAUAAAACUAAAUUAUUAGAACUGCAAAUGAUUAAAACGGUUUAUGAAAGAGAAUAGCGGAGAUAUAAGAUAGUGAAAUGUAAUAAUCAAUGAAGUCAUAAUUUAUAUUAUAUUACAAGUUCUAGCUAUUAUAGUAAGUACCUGUUCUAAAAACAAGUCUUACUUUCUGUAAAAGCUGUAACUAUUACUAUAAUAUAAUUAAUCAGUAAGUACACUCAAAACGAAACUAUGAAGUCAUAAUUUAUCCUGACUUUGAGUUUCAUAAUUUUAUUUGCAAUGUGAUAAGAAUAUGCACUAGAUUAUUAGUUUAGAAAGGUUCAAAUGGCCGAAUUUAGGGACUGUAUUAAUAUUUCCUUUCAAUUUAGGUUUUCUAUAGCUUUUAAUUUCUUUGGAGAACUUGAUAAUGUUUUCAGUGUAACGAAAAAUAUGAGAAUAACUAAAUACUGCGUGUCAAUAUAUUUUUUAUACUUAAUCAAUGAUCUUCGUGUCGUGAAGAAAAUACAGAUUUUCGAAAGUUUAAAAUAUAACCAUCAGAGAGAACAAAGCUUUUUUUGGGGGGGGUGGGGGUGGGGGGAUGACAAAUGUGACGUUUAUAUCCCGUGAUUAUCACGUUGUUGAGCCACAAAAAAUAAUAUUAAGCGAGUUAUUAUGUGUUUAAAGAUAGAGAAAAGUAACUAUUACCUGGCUUCCUUCAAGUCUACAAUUCAGAAUUUUUCUUGUAAAUCUAUGUUAAAUAUACAUAUGCCACGAACGUCGUGCUUUCGCGGUAUCACGUUUAGGGAAAUCCCUGUAGAAGAAUAAGAUGGCAUAGCCUGAAAAUCGUUUUUCAAGAAGUCUACUAUUCUGUUCAGGACAAGACUGAUUUCACUAGGAAAUCUGUGGAAAGAAAGAACUGAGAUAAAAUACAUAGUAAUUCAGGAUUAUAGUAUAUGUCAUAGAAUGAAGAAUCUUCGCUAUAGCUAUACGCGUAGUUGAAUUGUUAGAGUAUAAAUAUACAGGAGUGACUGACAGAGUAAAUUUUAUGUAUAGUCUAUAAGAUGUUUUACAUGUGGUCCAUGUUUUUUGCAUUUAUGUCUAAUUUAAACACUUCAAUGUAGACUACUUAGAUGUAU
Messenger RNA from Limulus polyphemus (Atlantic horseshoe crab), 3767 nucleotides. RefSeq names its product protein Wnt-16-like. NCBI's taxonomy places the organism in Eukaryota, Metazoa, Arthropoda, Merostomata, Xiphosura, Limulidae. The record is from RefSeq and is a predicted model, not a curated record. The transcript is spliced from 4 exons. The coding region runs from base 306 to 1337 and encodes 343 amino acids. Gene Ontology annotation, cellular component: extracellular region. Gene Ontology annotation, molecular function: frizzled binding; cytokine activity. Gene Ontology annotation, biological process: cell fate commitment; neuron differentiation; canonical Wnt signaling pathway.